AUGAUCGAUGAACAAAUGAAACAAUAUGCAGUAUGUAGAGAAGAUUUUAGUGAAAUACAAUUGGAAAUGAAUAGACUUGAAGACAGAUAUGAUACUAUAGCUCCAGGCACUCAAAGUGUUGAGCAUGAAGAUUGUACUGAAGGUAACCAGGACUUACACCCUGACUUUAAUGAAAACUAUAACCUAUCAGAUGACUUAGGAAUACCAUCAGUUGAUAAUACUGAACCUUUGACAAUGAAUGAACUACCAGAUGAUGAAUAUAGACAUAUGGUACAAACAUUGAAUAAAGAACAAAAAGAGUUMUUUUAUCAUGUUCUUCAUCUUAUAAAGACAUCUGAUGAACCAUUCUACUGUUUUCUUAGUGGAGGUGCUGGUGUAGGAAAAUCACAUGUUACUAAAGCUGCAUAUCAGGCAGCCAUAAAGUAUUAUAACACUAGAGUAGGUGUUAACUUUGCUGAAGUAAAAGUAUUAAUGCUAGCACCAACUGGUAAAGCAGCUUAUAAUAUUAAAGGUAACACGAUACAUAGUGCUCUAGCAAUACCAGCAUGUCAGUCAUUGAGACAAUAUAAAAAGCUUGAUUCUGGCAGAUUAAACACAAUCAGAUGUCAAAUUGGUGGAGUGAAACUUAUAUUUGUAGACGAAAUCUCCAUGGUUGGUAACACCAUGUUUAAUGUGCAAUUCAAUAAUAGACUCAAAGACAUCAAAGGUAGCUCACUACCAUUUGGUGGUGUUAGCAUUAUUGCUAUUGGUGAUUUAUUCCAACUACAACCUGUAAUGGAUGGAUAUAUAUUUAAAGACAUGGAUAAUUUUGAAUAUGGAAUACUUGCACCCAAUUUCUGKCAAGAGUUAUUCAAAAURUUUGAACUCAAACAGAUAAUGAGACAAAGAGAAAGUAAGCAGUUUGCAGAAAUGUUAAAUAGGUUAAGAGAAGGAAAUCAAACUGAGGAUGACAUAAAAAAAUUSAAAGAAAGAAYAAUAGAUCCUAAUAGCAAUAAUUAUCCAAAAGAUGCUCCCCACUUGUUCAUACAGAAUGCUAAAGUAAAUGACUUCAACCGUAAAGCACAUAAUGCAUUGCCAGGAACAAAAUACUCAGUCAAUGCACAGGAUAGUGUUAUAGGAGCUGAGUCACAAGAACUUAGGGAUAAAAUACUUAAACAAGUACCUAGUGAUCCUAGAAAAACAAAGCAGCUAUACUCUGUACUUAAACUAGCAGUAGGUGAGAGAACUGAAAUAUCUCUUAAUACUAGAACUGAUGAUGGUAUGACCAAUGGUGCUGGAAAUGUUAUUAAACUAAUACAAAUACAUCAAACAGACAAACCAUCAGGUAUAAUAUGGGUACAGUUUGACCAUCCUGAUGUUGGUCAGAAAACUAGACAUGAUAACAGACAGUUAUAUACUCGAGAUAUUCAACCAUCAUGGAAACCAAUUAAACCCAUAAGUACUCAAUUUGCUGUAGGUAGAAAUAGAACUGUACAGGUUGUAAGAAAGCAAUUUYCACUAAGACCGGCUGCUGCUAAAACUAUUCACAGAUCACAAGGUGAUACUGAAACUACAAUUGUAGCUAAUUUUGAAACUAAAAGAGCCAUACCUCAUAUUCAUUAUGUUGGGCUAAGCAGAGUUAUAACUAUAGAAGGGUUAUAUAUCACUGAUUUUUGUGAAAACAAAAUAUCUGUUUCUCCCGAUGUUCAGAAGGAGAUGGAAAGGUUGAGAACUCAAGCAAACUCAAACCAUGCAUAA
Messenger RNA from Exaiptasia diaphana, 1737 nucleotides. Its product is annotated as ATP-dependent DNA helicase PIF1. Lineage: Eukaryota; Metazoa; Cnidaria; Anthozoa; Actiniaria; Aiptasiidae. The transcript has a single exon. The coding region runs from base 1 to 1737 and encodes 578 amino acids. The record is from RefSeq and is a predicted model, not a curated record. Gene Ontology annotation, biological process: DNA repair; telomere maintenance. Gene Ontology annotation, molecular function: DNA helicase activity.